AUGGCUCGUGGACUGCAGAUAAAAGAUGAAGAAAGUGGCUAUAACAAAAAUCUAUUUUGCAUUCCUAAGCAUUAUGAAGAAGAUUUAGAAAGAGUCUUCAUUCCUCAUGGACUCAUCCUGGACAGGACAGAACGCUUGGCUAGAGAUAUCAUGCAAGAUAUGGGAAGCCACCACAUUGUUGCACUCUGUGUCCUUAAAGGAGGCUAUAAAUUCUUUGCUGAUUUGCUGGACCAUAUAAAAGCACUAAAUCAAAAUGGUGAUAAAUCUGUGCCUAUUACUGUGGAUUUUGUUAGAAUAAAAAGCUACUGUAAUGAUUCACCUGCAGAAAAAAACAGUAUUGUAGGCGAGGAGCUGUGUACACUAAAUGGGAAGAACGUGUUGGUAGUAGAGGACAUUAUUGAGACUGGUAGAACAAUGAAAGCACUACUUUCAAAACUAAAAGACAAUGAACCAAAGAUGGUAAAAGUUGUAAGCCUGCUCGUUAAAAGGACGCAUCAAAAUCCAGGUUACAGACCAGACUACAUAGGCUUUGAAAUUCCAGAUAAAUUUGUGGUUGGAUAUGCACUUGAUUACAAUGAAUACUUCAGAGAUCUAAACCACAUCUGCAUUCUGAAAGAGAAAGCCAAAGAGAAGUAUAGGAUCUGA
This is a messenger RNA of Nestor notabilis (Kea), 645 nucleotides long. Its product is annotated as hypoxanthine-guanine phosphoribosyltransferase-like. Bases 1 to 645 code for a protein of 214 amino acids. Gene Ontology annotation, molecular function: hypoxanthine phosphoribosyltransferase activity; magnesium ion binding. The transcript has 9 exons. The record is from RefSeq and is a predicted model, not a curated record. NCBI's taxonomy places the organism in Eukaryota, Metazoa, Chordata, Aves, Psittaciformes, Psittacidae. Gene Ontology annotation, biological process: purine ribonucleoside salvage; IMP salvage; GMP salvage.